Messenger RNA from Verticillium alfalfae VaMs.102, 267 nucleotides. RefSeq lists its product as hypothetical. The record is from RefSeq and is a predicted model, not a curated record. The transcript is spliced from 2 exons. Lineage: Eukaryota; Fungi; Ascomycota; Sordariomycetes; Glomerellales; Plectosphaerellaceae. The coding region runs from base 1 to 267 and encodes 88 amino acids. Gene Ontology annotation, cellular component: cytoplasm.
AUGCCCAGCGACGCUCAGGUUGCCGGAGGCCACAAGGCCAACAUCAACAACCCCAACACCUCCGAGGAGAGCAAGCAGCAUUCCCGCGAUGUCCUGAACAAUGAGUUCGGCGGCGAGGACGCCCCAAACGCCGCCUCGGCCCAGUCUGCCAACGAUGACAACAAGAACCCCGGCAACGUUGCCGGCGGUCUCAAGGCUACCCUGAACAACCCUAACGUUUCGGACGAGGCCAAGCAGUCGGCCAAGGAGCGCCUCGACGCCAUGUAA